Messenger RNA from Entrophospora sp. SA101, 135 nucleotides. NCBI's taxonomy places the organism in Eukaryota, Fungi, Glomeromycota, Glomeromycetes, Entrophosporales, Entrophosporaceae. The record is from the annotation of a GenBank genome assembly.
AUGUCACAUCAUCCUUCUUACACAAUGGGAGCUAUAUGUGCAAUCGGAGGGAUUGCAGCUUAUGCUAAAAAAGGAUCAGUUCCUUCAUUAACAGCAGGACUAGGAGUAUCUUCACUUUAUUUAAUAGCUGGGUAA